This is a messenger RNA of Penicillium subrubescens, 2846 nucleotides long. RefSeq lists its product as uncharacterized. Bases 58 to 2622 code for a protein of 854 amino acids. The record is from RefSeq and is a predicted model, not a curated record. Gene Ontology annotation, cellular component: plasma membrane. Lineage: Eukaryota; Fungi; Ascomycota; Eurotiomycetes; Eurotiales; Aspergillaceae. Gene Ontology annotation, molecular function: calcium-activated cation channel activity. The transcript has 5 exons.
CCCAACUCCUUGUCGCGACUCCCCCGGGGGUGAUCAGGCACCAGGUACCCGUCCAGAAUGUCAAUUGACCCAAACAACGAUCCCAAUGUUGGCUCCUCUCGAGGCAAUGCCUCGUCCACUUCAAGCGAGAUUGCGAGCGGUCUCACUGGUGGAGGAGGCGGCUCAUCGGCCUCGGCCUUGAUGAUGACCUUGCUGCCGGCAUUGAUAUAUGCAGCAUUCUGGUUCGGACUCUUUCUAAUCUUUCGCCGAACUCAGCGUCGCUGGUACGCACCGCGAUCCCACCUACCCGAUAUUCAUGAGCAUCAACGGAGCCCUGAACUGCCAACGGGUUGGGUCAACUGGUUUGGCACAUUCUUGAAGAUUGAAGACAACCAUGUAAUGCACCAUUCUUCGCUCGAUGGUUAUCUAUUUCUGCGAUUCUUGCGCGUCUUGUGCGCGAUAUGUGCCUUUGGUUGUUUAAUUACAUGGCCUAUUCUUCUACCGAUACAUGCGACGGGUGGGAAUGGGAAUACUCAGCUAGACCUCUUGAGCUUCAGCAACGUUGCAAACCCAACCAAGUAUUAUGCAAAUACCGUUGUCGCAUUGAUCUACUUCACAUUUGUGUUUUACGUCGUGACUCGUGAAAGCCUCUACUAUGCAAAUCUUCGCCAGGCAUACCUCAACUCCCCCGCCUACGCUACCCGGAUCUCUUCCAGGACAGUUCUAUUCAUGUCAGUGCCUGAUGCGUAUAAGAAUGAGAAGAAACUGCGGCAGGUAUUUGGCGACACAAUCACUCGCAUCUGGAUUACAUCAGACUGCAAGAAACUCAAGAAGCUGGUGGAUGAGCGGGAUAAACUGGCCUUCAGACUGGAAACAGCAGAGACAAAACUUAUUCGGCGGGCAAACAAAAUCCGCCAAAAAGCAUUGACAAACGGCGAAUUCUCUUCCGACACAUGUCUCGACUGCGAGUCGAGCAACCCAGCGUGGUCCCAUAAAGUCAAACGCCCGACGCACCGUCUGAAAUUCCUGUUCGGCAAGAAAGUUGAUUCGAUUCGCUGGUACCGCGAACAGCUUGUGAGAGUGACAAAAGAAGUAGAGGUUCUCCAAAGGAAGCAUCAGGACGGCGACGCCAAGAAGCUCUCUGCGAUGUUCGUUGAAUUCGGUUCGCAAGCAGACGCCCAGAUUGCUCUACAAACCCUCUCACACCAUCAGCCAUUCCAUAUGACGCCACGCUUUAUCGGAGUCGCUCCAGGGGACGUUGUCUGGUCAGCGCUGAAUCUGAGCUGGUGGCAGCGUAUUAUCCGCAAGUUCGCCGUCCAAGGAGGACUUGCGGCAUUGGUCAUCUUUUGGUCGUUCCCAGCUGCCCUUGUCGGAACCAUUUCGAACAUCACCUAUCUGUCUAAUAUUAUUCCACCUUUGAAGUUCAUUCUGAAGCUUCCAGAUUUUAUCAAAGGUGCAAUUGAGGGUCUUCUCCCCUCUGCUGCACUUGUGGCUCUGAUGUCGCUGGUUCCGAUUAUCUGUCGAAUCUGUGCUCGGCGCGCUGGAGUGCCAUCAUUGGCUCGCGUUGAACUCUUCACCCAGAGUGCUCAUUUCGUCUUUCAAGUCGUGCAAGUGUUCUUGGUGACGACCUUGACCUCUGCUGCAUCUGCUGCUACGGCGCAGAUUAUCAAGAACCCUCUUUCAGCAAAGGAUCUUUUGGCUCAGAAUCUGCCUAAAGCCACCAACUUCUACAUUUCCUACUUCCUGCUCCAGGGACUGAGUAUGAGCUCCAUGGCUCUCGUGCAGAUUGUCAGUGCUCUUCUGUUCAAAUUCGUGACUACCUUUUUCGCCUACUCCCCGCGUCGCCUGUUCAAACGAUGGGCCGAGCUCGGUAGUUUGAGCUGGGGUAACGUUUUCCCCGUGUUCACGAAUAUGGGUGUGAUUGCUUUAACAUAUUCCUGUAUCUCCCCCUUGAUUCUGGGCUUUGCUUUCGUUGGGUUGUACCUUGUAUACCAAGCGUACCGUUACAACUUCCUUUUUGUCUACGACAUUAAGAUCGACACGAAGGGUCUCGUUUAUCCGCGCGCACUCCAACACCUGUUGACCGGUAUCUACCUGGCUGAGAUCUGUAUGAUCGGUCUAUUUGCAAUUAAAGCUGCCAUUGGACCUCUGAUCAUCAUGGUGCUCUACCUGAUUGCCACCGUUCUAUCCCACCUAUCUCUCAACGAAGCUCUGUCACCGCUCAACACGUUCCUCCCACGCUCUCUAGAUGCAGAGGAGGAUCUUCUCCAAGAGAAAGAAGACGCCGUUGCCGAGAUCAAUGAGCAACGCCGCUCGCGUGUCAUGGCAUUCUGGUCCUGGUUCCAUCCGAAUGUCUACAAGGACUACAGCGCACUGCGUCGAAAGGUGCGCAAGAAUGUAGCCCCGGUCGAAUAUACCGCGGAAGAACUUCGCACCGCAUACUUUGAGCCGUGCGUCGCAUCUCCACCACCAACGCUUUGGAUCCCGCGUGAUCGGUGGGGCUUCAGUCGACACGAAGUUAUGGAGACGGACCCUAACAUUAACAUCACGGAUGACGGUGCCCACUUGAACGAGAAGAACAAGAUUGUCUGGGACAAAUAUGACCCUGAACUUCCACUGAGAGAGUUGAAGACGUUGUACUAAUGAGGUUUGCUUUCAAUUUUUUUUUCUCUGGCUUGGUUCUGCCAGGAGAAUCAUGAUGUGACGAUUAAUCAGGUGUAAUUUGGCUAUUUUUGUACAGUACGAUCUUACGGCGUGACUAUGUUGGCUUUUUGGAUUCGUCGGCUGGCGAUAUUACGUGAUUCACGGCGUUAAUAUUUCGAUAUCAGGAUAUUUCUCAGACAAUCAAUAAGUAAAUAAUUCCUAAC